AUGGAAGAAAAAAUUAAUUCAAUGUUAUUUGUUAAAAUUACUACCUUAAUCGUUUUAAGUUGGAUAUGCUAUAUUUAUAUAUAUACGAGCACGAAAAAAAGUUCUUUGGAUAAAUGUUACAGUUAUUGUAAAAAAUUAUAUUCAAGAAAUUAUCGUUUAAUGGCACAAUAUAAUGAGGAUAAGGAUUCAGUUUUUGUAUGUUUAAACGAAAAUGUACCAAAUGGGGUAAACUAUAAAAGAGAUAUAGCUAAUAAUGAAAAAUUGGUCGUAGAAAAAGAGAAAAAAUUAAAUAGACGUUUUUCAAGAAAUGUAAGAUGCCAUAAAAAAAAUAUGAAAAAUAAAUCGUGUGUAUUUGAGACAAAAAAAUAUUCCCGUUUGGAAAAAAAAAUAUUCAAAGAACUGGACUAUACAGAUUUUCUGAAAAACAGCAGAACAAUUAGUGAAAAGACUUACAAUAAAAUAAUGCGUAAAAAAUACGGAUUGCGACUAGCUUUACCUGUUAUCGUAAUACUAUUACUAUCAACAUCGCUCAUAUUGGAUUUUGGCGGAUUUGGACUUAUAGGAGCGUUGAUUAAGACAUUGAAUGCAAUUACAACAGGAUGGUUGGAAAGUUUACAUAUAGCAUUGAAGGGAUCGUUCUUAUGUGAUUUCCUCAAAUCUGUAGGUAAAGGAGUGAAAUCAGUAUCAAGGAAAGGUAAAGCCGUUCCAGAUCACUAUUAUGUAACAGGUUUUUUUGGUAUUUUUAUAUAUUUAAUACCUUUCAUUGUAAUAGGUGUAACAAUUAUAUUAUGGGUAAUAUAUUAUCAUAAAAAAGUAAAAAAAUAUGAAAAAAUUAAAUUUAUGAAAAGGUAA
Plasmodium malariae is the source of this 852-nucleotide messenger RNA. Its product is annotated as fam-l protein. The record is from RefSeq and is a predicted model, not a curated record. The coding region runs from base 1 to 852 and encodes 283 amino acids. The transcript has 2 exons. Lineage: Eukaryota; Apicomplexa; Aconoidasida; Haemosporida; Plasmodiidae.